AUGCAUGUCUCUUCUGCUAUCCUUUCGAUUUUGGCCGCGGCAACCCUUGCAUCGGCUGGCGAUUGGGGCUUUACCGGAUUUACAGAGACAGACUGCAAGGGGAAUGGUCCCGUUGGUUUCGGCGAUCAGAAGGCUUACGGCUGCACCAACUUGGACACUAAAGCAACCAUCAUGAGCGUCAACGGAGACGUCGAUGGCUUUGAGAUUGCACUCUUCCCCGAGAAUGACUGUAAAGGCAAUUUCCAGCAGUACAUUCGCGACAGUAACACUUGCUCCAGCGCGGGGCGUGGUGACUUCCCCCAGAUCAAGUCUUUCAAGGUGUAUGCUGGCACCCCCUACUAG
Molecule: messenger RNA, 342 nt
Organism: Aspergillus udagawae
Lineage: Eukaryota; Fungi; Ascomycota; Eurotiomycetes; Eurotiales; Aspergillaceae
Exons: 2
Coding region: 1-342 (113 amino acids)
Source: RefSeq, a predicted model, not a curated record